Molecule: messenger RNA, 1995 nt
Organism: Vigna umbellata (rice bean)
Lineage: Eukaryota; Viridiplantae; Streptophyta; Magnoliopsida; Fabales; Fabaceae
Product: glycosyltransferase-like At2g41451
Biological process (GO): cellulose biosynthetic process; response to abscisic acid
Source: RefSeq, a predicted model, not a curated record
AGUUUCGAGUGAGUCGUCUCUCUCAUUUUUUUUUCUUUUCUCCUUUUCUCUUCCAUUCCUCUCACCACACUCUUACAUACACACCCAACCAAACCAAACAAUAUAUAAACAACAACAUUCUAAUCUCAUCUCAUCGCAUCACAUCACAUGAACCUUCCACCACUUUGAUCCCUCGCAGUUCCACCGAUGGCGGGUGCACUCUCCAACAGACAAUUCCAGCACCAACCACCAUCCUCCUUCUCGCGCCUCCUCCUUCUCCUCACUCUCCUCCCUCUCACCCUCGCCUCCAUCGCUUUCGUCCUCCAAUGGCGCGGUGGCGUCACCGACCCCCUCACCCGCUGGUCACCCGAUCAACCCCAGUUUCCCGGCAUGUCCUUAGCUUAUUCCACUCCCUCUCGCCGCACCUCCGAUUGUUCCAACCCCCUUUCCCAGUCUCUCAACCCCUCUUUCCCCUACUUCCGCGACUGGAACUUCGAUUUCUCCUCCCACCUCUCACCUAAGAUAUGUGUCACCACGAGCACCUCCGCUGGGUUGGAGCAGACGCUGCCGUGGAUCUUCUACCACAAGGUCAUCGGAGUCUCCAGCUUCCUCCUCUUCGUCGAAGGGAAGGCUGCGUUGCCUAAUGUCACUAGGGUUUUAGAGAGCAUUCCCGGGGUGAAGGUUGUGUUUAGAACGAGGGAGUUAGAGGAGCAGCAAGCUAAAAGCCGAAUAUGGAAUGAGACUUGGUUGGCAAGCUUCUUCUACAAACCAUGUAACUAUGAGUUGUUUGUGAAGCAAUCUUUGAAUAUGGAAAUGGCUAUUGUCAUGGCAAGGGAUUCUGGAAUGGAUUGGAUCAUCCAUCUGGACACUGAUGAGCUGAUGCAUCCAGCAGGAACCCCUGAGUACUCUUUAAGGCAGUUGUUAGCUGAUGUGCCCGGAAAUGUUGAUAUGGUCAUUUUUCCUAAUUAUGAAAGCAGUGUGGAGAGAGAUGAUAUCAAGGAGCCUUUCAGUGAGGUUUCAAUGUUCAAGAAGAACUACGAUCAUCUUCCGAAGGAUGUAUAUUUUGGAAAUUAUAAAGAAUCAACCCGUGGCAAUCCAAACUAUUUUCUUACUUAUGGAAAUGGGAAAUCAGCUGCCAGGAUUCAGGAUCAUCUCCGUCCGAAUGGUGCCCACAGAUGGCAUAACUAUAUGAAGACACCCAAAGAGAUAAAAUUGGAAGAAGCUGCUGUUCUGCAUUACACCUACACCAAAUUUUCUGAUUUGACUUCAAGACGUGAUCGGUGUGGCUGCAAGCCUACUAAAGAAGAUGUUAAAAGAUGCUUCAUGUUGGAUUUUGAUAGAUCUGCAUUCAUAAUUGCUUCCACUGCAACUGAGGAAGAAAUGCUUCAAUGGUAUCGUGAACGGAUUGUCUGGACUGAUAAAGCACUUAACAUGAGACUUAUGAGGAAAGGCAUCUUGACUCGUAUUUAUGCUCCCACGAUUAUUAUUCAAAGUUUGAGGGAAUCUGGUGUGUUUAGCUCCGUGAUUGCAAAAGCUACUCAAACGAAUUUAUCAAAAGAGAAGUUUUUAAAAUCUGUUGACAGUAGCAAUUCAACUAGGAAUUCCAGAUCAGAUAUGUUAUCUUCUAGAAAAUUUGAUGCCGGCAGGUUAUCCCAAGCAACUGGGAGAAGAAUUUUGAAAGUUAUAGAUGAUUCACUCCCAUCUGCAAUCCCACCGUUGUCUCCACCAAACUACGAUCAUGCUGACCUGAUUACUUAAUUUUUUGACUGAUUCCUUGCCAUGGCCAGAAAUUAUUUUGAAGAGAAUGUUAAUUGUGAGGAAGAAAAAGACAAUGAUAGAAGCUCUUCUGGCUGUCACGACGGGCAUUCCAGUUUUUUGGCUUCAUGGGGUUUUUCCCGAUCAUUACCCAAGCGCUUAUGUAAAUUUCAGGUAUAGAUCGUAGCCUUAGUAUAGAAAUCAUACAAAGCAGAUUUUGCUAACAUUUUAAAUUAUUCUUUUUUACCUCUAAUCUGUUUU